This is a messenger RNA of Anopheles marshallii, 1134 nucleotides long. It is a transcript of the gene AstA-R1, whose product is annotated as allatostatin-A receptor. Gene Ontology annotation, biological process: G protein-coupled receptor signaling pathway. The coding region runs from base 1 to 1134 and encodes 377 amino acids. The record is from RefSeq and is a predicted model, not a curated record. Gene Ontology annotation, cellular component: membrane. NCBI's taxonomy places the organism in Eukaryota, Metazoa, Arthropoda, Insecta, Diptera, Culicidae. Gene Ontology annotation, molecular function: G protein-coupled receptor activity. The transcript has 8 exons.
AUGAAUGAAUCUAAAAUUAUAUCCGCCGAGCCACCCGGGCUGCAUCAUCAGCUGCCGAUGCUGAUGCCGGACGGAACGAUGCGUAACAGCUCUUGGACGGAUCUGUUGAACUACACCUUCGAAAAUGAGGCUCUCUACCACGUCAACACAUCGACCAUCGAGCGGAUCGUCUCCAUGAUGGUGCCGGUGUUCUUCGGCUUCAUUGGCCUCGCUGGGUUGCUCGGCAAUGGAUUAGUUGUGCUAGUGGUAGCCGCGAACCAAAGUAUGCGAUCGACCACCAACUUGCUGAUCAUCAACCUAGCCGCCGCGGAUCUGCUGUUCGUCGUAUUUUGCGUGCCUUUCACCGCCGUCGACUACGUUUUGCCGGAAUGGCCGUUCGGAGAAUAUUGGUGCAAAUUUGUCCAGUACAUGAUCGUUGUCACGGCACAUGCCAGCGCGUACACGCUCGUCCUGAUGUCGCUGGAUCGAUUCCUGGCCGUGGUACAUCCCAUUACCAGCAUGUCGAUUCGGACGGAACGAAAUGCUUCGAUCGCCAUCUGUUUGACGUGGUUUGUCAUCCUAACGACCGCCAUACCGGUGGCCAUUUCGCACGGUGUGCUGUUCUAUCCACGCCAGGGCGGCUACUACACGGCAUGCCUUUUCCUGCACAAUGAGGGCUACAGCUUAGUUGCGUUCCAUGUGUCAUUUUUCCUGUCAUCGUACGUGGUACCACUGUCACUAAUAUCGUUCCUGUACAUGGGGAUGCUGGCACGCCUGUGGAAGGGUGCCCCCGGAGGUCGCGCAUCAGCCGAAUCCAGACGGGGCAAGAAGCGUGUAACGCGGAUGGUCGUCGUUGUCGUGCUGGUAUUCGCCUUCUGCUGGUGCCCCAUACAGGUGAUCCUGCUACUGAAGUCGCUGAAGCUGUACGAUCUGACCCACGCCAGCAUCAUCUUUCAGAUCGUGUCGCACGUGCUGGCCUACACCAACUCCUGCAUCAACCCGGUACUGUACGCCUUCCUGUCGGACAACUUCCGGAAAGCGUUCCGCAAGGUCGUGUGGUGCGGUAAGCCACCGCCACCGAACAUCCCGCCUGCCGCACAGACGAAAACGACGCGCACCACCGGCAACGGCACGUCGAACGCGGACGCGUUAUGA